Gasterosteus aculeatus aculeatus (three-spined stickleback) is the source of this 2500-nucleotide messenger RNA. RefSeq names its product zinc finger, C3HC-type containing 1 (gene zc3hc1). Lineage: Eukaryota; Metazoa; Chordata; Actinopteri; Perciformes; Gasterosteidae. Gene Ontology annotation, molecular function: zinc ion binding. The record is from RefSeq and is a predicted model, not a curated record. Gene Ontology annotation, cellular component: nucleus.
GAUCUAUUUCCCCGGCACCCCGGACGUCUUACAAGGCGGAACGUUUGGCGUCGGGUUUUAUUUUCCGGGGGACCACAGAGCCGAUCAUGGCGACUCUCGGCGGCAGUCGUGGGGAUCGUCUCGGCAACACCGAUCAACAAAAGCCUUCUUUUGCGUCUCCGGAGAAAGUUCGCGAACUCCUCAGUGCAGGAGUGUCCUCUGCAGAAGUCGGACCCGUCAGUGAACAAGGAAAUCUCAACGUCCUGGAAGUAAAAAGCAACACUCAAGCAUCUUGUGAGGCAACGAACAAAGAGGCUUUUUUUUCCAGAGUGGAAUCCUACUCAUGUUUGAAAUGGGCAGGAAAGCCCCGCGCACUGUCCCCUCUGAUGUGUGCCAGAUACGGCUGGAUCAACAUCGGCUGUGAUAUGCUGAAGUGCUCCAGCUGCUACGUUUUUCUUUGCGCAUCACUACAACCGACCUUAGACUUUAAAAAAUAUGGGUCCCGUGUUGCAGAGAUUUCAAGGCAGCUUCAGACGCAGCAUGAGAAAUUCUGCCCCUGGCCUGACUUUCCAUGCCCGGAGCGGUUCUGGCUGGUUCCAGCCAGCGAACCGUCAGCCCUGCUCACUGCCUUCUUAGAGCGCUUCCAGAGCACCUGUCUCCUUGCACAGCAGUUGCCUGCCAUGAAGCCGGAGCAGCUGAAGUCUAUGUCCUUGACUGAGGACGUUAUCAGUGUUGUACUGCAGCUGAUCGAGGACGAACAAAAAAGAAAAGGAGGCUCUCCAUGUUCUGAAUCUUUGGCGGUCCAGGUGGCUGCAUGCAUUGUUUCUCUCUGUGGCUGGGCUGGAAGCCCAACGCUCCAAACAAUGAACCUGCCCAUCCUGACCUGCUCGUACUGUAUGCGCAAGGUGGGCUUGUGGAACUUCCACCAGAUGGAGGGAAUGGGGUCUGAUGGCGACACCUCACUGAGCGCUGUGGGCCCGCCUCUUCAAGCAACAUACCCCGCGCCGGCCUCCACGCCCGAAGGCCAGGCGGAGCAGCUGGCCUCUGCCUCCUCCACCCCCGCCACUCCAAGUCGCAUGAAGCUGAGGAGCCAGGACUCGUCCCGCUCUGAGCAGAGUGAGGGAACCUCCUCCCCUGUGUCUUUGCGAGCCCGAAGCAGAGACUCGCCAAGCCCCAGUGAAGAGCUGCAGAGUCCUUUGCCCAGAGGCAAACGGGCUGUGCCUCGCAGUAGAGGACAGGGGGACAUCUCUGGAUCUGAGGGAGCUGCCAGUCCGCAUAACCCUCCUAAACGCCUGUGCCUCUCAACAUCUGGCGGCCCUGAUGGGCUCCUGCACAAGAAUACAUUUGACCCCGUCGCUCAGCACAGAGACUGGUGUCCCUGGAUCUCUGUAGGGAAGGAGAACGUGGAUCCAGGGGCGAUCCCCUGUUUGGAUGGAGUCUCGCCGCUCCAUCAGCAGGGCUGGAAGGCUGCUCUCGACCUCCUCGUGCCCAUGAGGGUGAACUCCAAUACAGCCGACACUAGUCCGGGACAGGGCCCUCGUGAGAAGUCUAAAAGAGUGUUUGCUAUAUUCCGACAGUGGCAGGGAUCCGCCUCUCCGUCUCAGUAGACCAUCCAAACGGCAUCACGACGCUGAAUUGAUGAACUGACCUGCCCUCUUCUUUGGCAGUGUACGGUCGGUAGUACCAGUGACAGGAAUGUCAUAUCACAUCAUAUCAACGUAUGCCAUCCUCCUAAAGUUGUGUUUAAAGUGUCUCUGGAGGAAAAGAAAGUUGAUUGUGUCUUUUGGCAUAUGACUGCGUGUCAUCUCUAUGAACAGUGACAUAUGUGAAGGAUGCCAGUGGGGCGUUACAACCUUUUUGAAUGGUAAUGAAAAAUGGGAUGAGUGGAUAUUGGAGCCUCUAGUGGCCUUCUAUCACAUCUGUGCAUAAGAAGUCAUCAAGUAAUAGGACACAUCUCAACGUAUAGAUUGGCAACAAAAGAGGCGUUUACAUGGGAGUCUGCUUCUGCAGGUCGUCGUGACAUCAGGAUAGCCUGGAUUUUUCUAGCAUGCAAGAGGCCAUAAAUCUUAAUAUUGCGAGAACGGGCCCGGCAUGACACUGGAAAGGCAAUGUUUACCUUCAAUGUAUGUUGAGUCAACUGAGAGAUUUAUCAAUGUUUAACCUCCGAUGAGCAUAAACAAACUGUGAGGAAUCGUUUUUGUGUACCAUUGUACGUGAAAGGUAAUGUGGAUAUGAGUUCUCUUUUGAAAAGAACAAUCCCUUUUCUAGUAGGGAAAUGUUUAUUUUCUCUUACGAUACAUUACAGAAAUCUUUAAUGUCUGCAAAACUCACUCCUGAUUACUGCAGGCAAGUAGAACCGUGUGACAUAAACUUCAACCAUGUUUUUAAAUUAGAUUACAGAUUCCUGUACUUUUUUGCCUUUUGUGUGCAUCUCAUAACGCAGUCCUUUCUAUCUUGCAUGUGAUUUUAUCUUCAUGGAGUUUCCUAAAAGCGUUUAAUAAAAUGCUCUUCUGUAAGUUUG